ACCUUGAUGAAUGCGUCGCCGCCGACGGAACUCUUAGUGCCUCUCGAUUCGAAGAGGCACUGCAGCUCGAGGAGGAAGCGCGACGCGACCUCCCGCACAGCACCUUUCAUUGCAAAUAUAUAUUAAAUACAUAUUUACAUUGCGUUUCAUUUCAUAUCAAAUAUAAUGUAUUAAAUAUGUAAUUAAUGCAAUGGAUAUGAAAUAUCCAAAUCAAAAUACGUAUGUAACACAUAGCAGACAUAUUGCGAAUAUUAUAUAAAUGUAUAAAUGUGCAAAUGUAUCAAACACAUAGUUAAUACAUAUUUAAUAAUAUAUAAUAAGAUGGAGUACCGCACUAGCGCCAGUAUAACUUAAAGAAAUCAUAAAUAGACAGUUUUCUGUAUUUGCGGUUAUUAUCUGAAGGACAUGAAACGUCAUACUAACAUCUUUACAACAAAUGUCUUAUUCCUUUACAACGUUUCAGAGGAACGAUUCAUUUGCGUUUUUGUAACAUAAUAGGAAUGGUCACAUUCAGUAAAGAAAAGAAAUCUUAGUGAGCUCUCAAUAAUUCUUUAGUUAGAAAAGUUUACAAAAAGCUAAUGAAAAAUAAUUUAAAGUAAUAAAUAUUAUAGUGAGUCAAAGGUUAUAUAACAAUAAAUAAGUUUUAUAUAAUAAUAAACAUGGAUAAAAAAGAUAACCGUCAAUAUAUUUCUUCGAGGCAUAAGAGACGAUUAGCACAAGAAGAAACAGAAAAAUAUUUGUUGAUAGCAUCAACAUCAAGCAGUAGUGCAUCUUAUUUUGAACCAUUGGCCAAAUCUGUAAAAAAAUGCCGAAUUGAAAAUGAUCCAUCAAUUUCAUCUUCUUCUAGUGACCAGGAGCACAUUAAUCAAUAUUCACCAAACAGUGACAACAAUGAUAAAGAAUUAUUGUCAGAUGGAAUACAUAACUCAUCAGAAGUGGUCACAGACGAUGAAAAUUUUGUUGAUUCCGAAGAACAAGAAGAAAUGCAACCGUUAUUGUUUGACUCUGAUGAUUCGAGUGACGAUGCAAACAUGGAUAUUGAAUAUAUUGACGAUGAAGAUGAAAGUAUGGAUAACGAAUUGUUACGCGAUCUUCGAAAUUGGUGUUUUGAAUUUAAAAUCAAGCAUAAUGCAAUUAAUGCUCUUAUGGAAAUUCUGAGACAUGCUCCACAUUCACAAUUCAAAACUUUGCCGAAAGACGCAAGAACGCUUCUAAAAACACCUAAGAAAACUGCUGAAAUAGUUGCAUUAUCUGGAGGAUCGUAUUACCACUUUGGUUUAUCGAGCACUUUGGAAGUACUUCUGUUGCAUUACAAAAGUAUGUCUUUGAAGGUAUCUGAAAUUAAUUUAUUAAUUAACAUAGACGGUCUGCCAUUAUCCAGAUCAUCGCCAAGCAGUUUCUGGCCAAUAUUACUUUCAGACGAUAUUUCAAAUCAAGUGCAUAUAGUCGGACUGUUUUAUGGUCAAAAGAAACCAAAUAAUUCCAAUGAAUUUUUACAACAAUUUGUGACAGAAUUAAUACCAUUAGUACAGAACGGAUAUCAUUCAGAUCUCUUUAACUGUGAUAUUAAAAUUAAUGUUAAGGCCAUUAUUUGUGAUGCUCCAGCAAAAUCUUUUAUUUUAAAUAUUAAAGGACAUAAUGGCUACUCAAGUUGUACUAAAUGUACUAUUUACGGAGAUUAUGUUAACUCCAAAAUGUGCUUUCCUUAUAAAGAAAGAUCAACUGAUGCACUUAGAACUAAUGAAGAUUUUGUACGUCAAACAGACUCUGAUUAUCAUCAAGGAGAACCCACAAUUUUACUCUCUGUGCCUAAUUUAGGAUUAGUGUCAAAUAUUGCUCUUGAUUAUAUGCACUUAAUUUGUUUGGGUGUUGUAAAAAAAAUGAUAUUGUUGUGGAUGAGUGGACCACUAACUGUUCGCAUCACAAGCAAAAGACAAUAUUUCACAAAGACUAAUUAAUUUGAAAAGUACAGUGCCUAAAGAAUUUUCAAGGCGACCUCGAAGUUUAAGUGAAGUAGCAUACUGGAAAGCCACAGAAUUUCGGCAAUUUUUACUUUACACUGGACCUAUUGUUUUAAAAACUGUUUUAAAUACAGACGUAUAUACACACUUUUUGACUUUGCAUGUAGCUGUAUCAAUACUCAUCAGUCCAACGCUAAUAGUAAAUAAAAACAAUAUAGAUUAUGCAGAAAAACUGUUGCAACAUUUUGUUCAAUCAUUUGAGAAAAUUUAUGGUAAAGAAUAUAUAUCUCAUAAUGUACAUAAUUUAUUACACAUCUCAAAUGAAGUUCGAAAAUUUGGGCCACUUGAUUCUUUUAGUUCAUUUAGAUUCGAAAAUUUUUUACAAAUUUUAAAAAAUUUUCUGCG
Molecule: messenger RNA, 2366 nt
Organism: Wasmannia auropunctata (little fire ant)
Lineage: Eukaryota; Metazoa; Arthropoda; Insecta; Hymenoptera; Formicidae
Exons: 2
Coding region: 660-1958 (432 amino acids)
Source: RefSeq, a predicted model, not a curated record